AUGGCCGGAAAACCCCCAUGUGCCCAGCCGGGUUCGGACAGCACCGAGUCCCACGUGCGGAAGGGAACUUCGACGGACUGUGGCACAGGCAACCGGCCCAGGUUCUACUGGGACUUCACGAUGCUGCUCUUCAUGGUGGGCAACCUCAUCAUCAUCCCCGUGGGCAUCACCUUCUUCAAGGAGGAGACCACAGCCCCCUGGAUCGUCUUCAACGUGGUCUCCGACACUUUCUUUCUCAUGGACUUGGUCAUGAACUUCCGGACGGGCAUCGUCAUUGAGGAUAACACCGAGAUCAUUCUGGACCCUGAGCGGAUCAAGAAGAAGUACCUGAAGACCUGGUUCGUGGUGGACUUUGUCUCCUCCAUCCCUGUGGAUUAUAUCUUCCUCAUCGUGGAGAAGGGGAUCGACUCAGAGGUCUACAAGACGGCCCGGGCCUUGCGCAUCGUCCGCUUCACCAAGAUCCUCAGCCUCCUGCGGCUGCUCCGGCUCUCUCGCCUCAUCCGGUACAUCCACCAGUGGGAGGAGAUCUUCCACAUGACCUACGACCUGGCCAGCGCCGUGAUGCGGAUCAUCAACCUCAUCGGGAUGAUGCUCCUCCUGUGCCACUGGGACGGGUGCCUCCAGUUCCUCGUGCCCAUGCUGCAGGACUUCCCCAGCGACUGCUGGGUCUCCAUCAACGGCAUGGUGAACGACUCCUGGAGCGAGCUGUACUCCUUCGCCCUCUUCAAGUCCAUGAGCCACAUGCUGUGCAUCGGAUACGGGCGCCAGGCCCCGGAGAGCAUGACCGACAUCUGGCUGACCAUGCUGAGCAUGAUUGUGGGCGCCACCUGCUACGCCAUGUUCAUCGGCCACGCCACGGCGCUCAUCCAGUCCCUGGACUCCUCCCGGCGCCAAUACCAGGAAAAGUACAAGCAAGUGGAGCAAUACAUGUCCUUCCACAAGCUGCCGGCAGAUUUCCGGCAGAAGAUCCAUGACUAUUACGAACAUCGCUACCAGGGCAAGAUGUUCGACGAGGACAGCAUCCUGGGCGAGCUGAACGAGCCCCUGCGCGAGGAGAUCGUCAAUUUCAACUGCCGGAAGCUGGUGGCUUCCAUGCCGCUCUUCGCCAACGCGGACCCCAACUUCGUCACCGCCAUGCUCACCAAGCUGAAAUUCGAGGUCUUCCAGCCGGGGGACUAUAUAAUCCGGGAAGGCACAAUCGGGAAGAAGAUGUAUUUCAUUCAGCACGGGGUGCUCAGCGUCCUGACCAAGGGCAACAAGGAGAUGAAACUCUCCGAUGGCUCCUACUUUGGAGAGAUUUGCCUUCUGACAAGAGGACGGCGGACUGCAAGUGUCCGCGCUGAUACCUACUGUCGUCUCUACUCCCUCUCGGUGGACAACUUCAACGAGGUCCUGGAGGAGUACCCCAUGAUGAGGCGAGCCUUCGAAACGGUGGCCAUCGACCGCCUCGAUCGCAUAGGUAAGCGCCGGAGCUGUGCUUGCAAGAAGAACUCCAUCCUGCUGCACAAGGUCCAGCACGACCUCAACUCGGGCGUCUUCAACAACCAGGAGAACGAGAUCAUCCAGGAGAUCGUCAAGUACGACCGGGAGAUGGUGCAGCAGGCCGAGCUGCAGCAGGCGGCGGCCCUCUACGCCCCCGCGCAGCCCCAGGUGACCUCGGCCAUCGCCACGCUCCAGCAGGCCGUGGCCAUGAGCUUCUGCCCGCAGAUGGCCAGCCCGCUGGUCGGCCCCAUGGGGCUGGGCUCGCCCCGGGUGGUGCGGCGGCUGCAGUUCCCCGCGGGGGCGUCCGGACCCUUCUCCAUCUCGCCGGCGCUGCUCCAGCAGCAGCAGCAGCAGCAGCAGCGGCCGCAGCAGCAACAGCCUCCGACCAGCCCGUUCGCCUCGGCGGUGCCCAGCCCGCCCUCGCAAAGCCCCCUCGCCAGCCGGACGUUCCCGUACGGGGGCGCCAAGGGCCAGUCGGGCUCGCAGCUGUCGCUGAGCCAGCAGAAGCUGCCCGGCUCGCCGCCGCGGCUGGCCGCGCACCGGAGCACGCAGGCCCUGCACACGAGCACGCUGAGCCAGGAGACGCGCCCGCUCUCGGCCUCGCAGCCCUCGCUGCCGCACGGCGCGGCCCAGCCCGCCAGCCCCCCGCCCUCGGCCCGCGAGUCCAGCGCAUCACCCUAG
Molecule: messenger RNA, 2163 nt
Organism: Varanus komodoensis (Komodo dragon)
Lineage: Eukaryota; Metazoa; Chordata; Lepidosauria; Squamata; Varanidae
Gene: HCN2
Product: hyperpolarization activated cyclic nucleotide gated potassium and sodium channel 2
Exons: 10
Coding region: 1-2163 (720 amino acids)
Biological process (GO): potassium ion transport; transmembrane transport
Cellular component (GO): membrane
Molecular function (GO): voltage-gated potassium channel activity
Source: RefSeq, a predicted model, not a curated record